CUCCAUGGUUUUGACAUUAGUGUAAGAUGGCGGUAUGUUUCAGUGGACGUGCGUGAACGGGUUAUCGCGAUAUUUCGUUGACUUUUGUUUUUUUCGUGAACAUUUUUGUAAAUAACGUGAGUGUUAAAAGGAUAAAUAAUGGAGGCUGGUGCAAGUGCCGGUGCUCGCACCUCGCGUUUCAUGAUGGAGGGGGUCGGUGCUCGUGUUAUUCGUGGGCCCGAAUGGAAAUGGGGCAAACAGGAUGGCGGAGAAGGACACGUUGGAACUGUGCGAAAUUUUGAAUCCCCUGAGGAAGUAGUUGUAGUGUGGGACAAUGGAACCGCAGCUAAUUAUCGAUGCUCUGGAGCAUUCGACCUUCGUAUCCUCGAUUCAGCAACCACAGGUGUUAAACACGAUGGCACAAUGUGUGACACUUGCAGACAGCAGCCGAUAUUUGGUAUUCGUUGGAAAUGUGCAGAAUGCAGCAAUUAUGAUCUCUGUUCUAUCUGUUAUCAUGGUGAUAAACAUCAUUUGAGACAUAGAUUUUAUCGUAUUGCGACUCCUGGCAGUGAGCGGGUCAUGCUGGAACCUAGAAGGAAAAGCAAAAAGAUCGCGAUCAGAGGCAUUUUCCCUGGUGCCAGAGUCGUUCGUGGUGUUGAUUGGCAGUGGGAAGAUCAAGACGGAGGUAAUGGUCGAAGAGGAAAAGUGAAUGAGAUACAGGAUUGGUCAGCUGCUAGUCCGCGUUCUGCAGCUUAUGUUAUUUGGGACAAUGGCUCAAAAAAUUUGUAUCGAGUCGGAUUUGAGGGAAUGGCUGAUUUAAAAGUAGUGAGCGAUGCAAAGGGGCAAACGGUUUAUCGUGAUCAUUUGCCUCUGUUGGGUGAACAAGGCCCCGGGCGCACAGGGCCUCACGGUCUCCAGAUCGGUGAUCAAGUAAACGUUGAUCUCGAGCUUGAAAUAGUUCAGUCUCUUCAGCACGGUCAUGGUAGCUGGACGGACGGAAUGUUUGAAUGCCUUGGAACGACCGGAAUCGUCGUCAGCAUCGACGAGGAUCACGACAUUGUAGUUUCGUAUCCAAGUGGCAAUCGUUGGACUUUCAAUCCUGCUGUACUUUCCAAAGUUCAAGUUCCAGUCACGGUGACGAACUCGAGUUCUGACAAUCAAAGAUUCGCUGUUGGCGAUUUAGUUCAGAUAUGCAAUGAUUUGGAGAAAAUAAAAUUGCUUCAGAGGGGCCAUGGCGAGUGGGCCGAAGCUAUGGCACCGACUCUGGGAAAAAUUGGUCGUGUUCAACAAAUUUAUCACGACGGUGACCUCAAGGUCGAAGUUUGUAGCACUUCUUGGACUUAUAAUCCUCAGGCUGUUAUAAAAGUUGCGAGUAGCGAUGGCAGUACUCCAGGCAUUAGCAGCGGUGAACGAUUGUCAGCAAUGUUGAAAAAGUUAUUUGAAACUCACGUGUCGAGUGACAUAAACGAAGAACUUGUGAAAAAUUCUGCCACCGGCGAUGCUGCGAAGUGCGAGGAAUGUCUGAAACGACCGGACGCCGAUGUCAACGGCUCGUUUGCCGGUCACACAGCGCUACAAGCUGCCAGUCACAAGGGCCAUCUUGAAGUGAUCAAAAUUUUAUUGCGCUUUAAAGCAGAUGUUGAAAUUGAGGAUGAGGAUGGCGAUCGCGCUGUACAUCAUGCAGCAUUUGGUGACGAGCCUGGAGUGAUGGCGCUUGUCGCAGGUGCUGGAGCUGAUUUGAACGCUCGCAAUAAAAGACGUCAGACAGCUCUGCACAUUGCGGUCAACAAAGGUCAUGCUGGCGUGGUUCGUACUCUCCUCGAAUUAGGCUGUCAUCCGAGUCUGCAGGACGCCGAAGGAGACACUCCUCUUCACGAUGCAAUAUCUAAGAAACGGGACGACAUGCUGGCUCUUUUGUUGGACCAUGGAGCAGACAUCACCCGCACCAACAACACUGGCUUCAACGCUCUUCACCACGCAGCUCUACGUGGAAAUCCAAGUGCGAUGAGAAUUUUGUUGUCGAAGCUUCCUCGACCGUGGAUCGUUGACGAGAAAAAGGACGACGGUUACACGGCUCUCCAUCUCGCAGCUCUGAACAACCACGUCGAAGUCGCCGAACUUCUGGCGGGCAUCGGUAAAGCUGAUUUGGAUUUGCAAAACGUUAAUCUGCAAACUGCUCUUCAUCUGGCGGUCGAACGUCAGCACACGCAAAUCGUCAGGCUGCUCGUGCGCGAAGGCGCCAACGUAAACGUUGCGGACAAAGACGGCGACACUCCCCUUCACGAGGCGCUUCGACACCACACGCUCUCGCAGCUGCGACAACUCCAGGAUGUCCAGGACGUCGGCCGCCUUCUCAUGGGCCUGGGAGCGCAGGGCCAGGACAAAAAGAGCAGCUCCUUCAUCGCCUGCUUCCUGGCGGCCCACGGCGCCGAUUUGGAACUCAAAAAUAAGAAGGGACAGACUCCGCUGAACCUUUGUCCGGAUCCGAACCUGUGCAAGACCCUGACGACUUGUCACAAGAACAAAGAAUCACACGACAUCGAGGCCCCCGCACCUUCCGCCGCGAUGGACGAGUGCCUCGUUUGCUCGGAUGGAAAACGGGAAAUGCUUUUCAGCCCAUGCGGACACGUCGCUUGUUGCAACCCGUGCGGACCCAGAGUCAAAAAAUGUCUCAUUUGUCGUGAAAAUGUAGUCUCGCGGGUGAAGAUCGAGGAGUGCGUGGUCUGUUCAGAUCGCAAAGCUGGAGUGCUCUUCCGUCCAUGCGGUCACAUGUGUGCAUGUGAGAGUUGCGCGACUCUGAUGAAGAAGUGUGUCCAAUGUCGUACCCAGAUUCAGCACAUGGUACCGAUGUCCAUCUGCUGCGGCGGAGGAGGUGAUGUUACUUACGUUAAGGGGUGUGAUGCCUCAGGUACGAUUUCCGAAGUGAAGGCUGAUCCCGAGGAAGAACCGGCUCCCGUGAAUACGGGAACUGGCGAAGCAGCUUUAAUGAACAACGGUAGCCGCGACACUUCGCACAGUGACAUACAAAAGUUACAGCAACAAUUGCAGGACAUCAAAGAACAGACAAUGUGCCCCGUUUGUUUGGAUCGACUGAAGAACAUGAUAUUUUUAUGCGGCCACGGUACGUGUCAGAUGUGCGGAGACCGGAUGUCCGAAUGUCCGAUAUGCCGAAAAGCAGUAGACAAGCGAAUUCUGCUCUACUAAAAAAAAAAAAGAAAUACAAAAAAAAAUUAAAAAAUUGAAAAACCAAGAAACAAAAAAGCGUGAAAAAAUAAUGAACGAUACAAAAAUGAAAGACUGCUUGCAAUUGACGAAUCCUAAUGAUAUUUCAGAUUUUUUGUCCCAAGGAUUUAAAUAGUACUGAGAUAUUUUUUUUUUUUUUUUUUUUUUUUUGUAUUAUUUCGAUGAAUCGAAUCAUUUCGAGUAAUGUUUAAUGGACAAAAGAGACGUGGAUCGUACGAUGACUUACUAAGUGCACGCACAGACUAAAGUCAAAAGACUCUUGGUCAUCGAUAACUUAUUAUUUGUACAAGUACUAUCGUUAGUACGAUAAUAAUAAUCAUUAUUGUUGUUAUUAUUAUUAUGAUUAAUAUUAUUAUAACAUUAUGUAAUAUAGUGUCUUUAGUUUGGAAUUUUGAGUCGUAGGCGUAACAACACUUUGGUACGAUCAUUUUCGAAGGUUGAUAUAUUUCGUCGCCACGUCAAAUGAUCGUCGCCUUAUGUUUGCAUUCGACUUGUUGCAAUAAAAUAUCAUCUAAUAAUAACCAAACAUUUCGUCUCUUACGAGAAAAAUACAAGUGAAUGCGAAUUACGAACGAGAAAUGAAUUUUCCAUGGUUUUUUACUGUUUUUCUAAGACCUCAGCAUCUUCUGUAAAUUUAAUAAUUUAACGUGAAAAUGAUGAGAUAAGUGAUAGAUUAUUUGAACAACUGAUCGCUUCAUUGAAAAAGAUAAAUUUCGGUUUUAAUCCGUUCCGAAAUGCGGAAUGUAUCUUCCCAAUAUCUUCGUUAAGUACUCGAUUGUUUCUUAUUUUUGUAUAGUUUAUGUCAAUUCGAAUUGCCAUUCUCGAAUUUGGAAAUGCUUGAAAUAGGAUUCGAGAUUAAAAUAAUUGUAUCGCUGUGUAUUAGGCCUGUCGCUCGUUUAGAACUUAUGACCCUGACAGUCGUCCUCGUAAAUUGAAAAUCAUUCCCAUCGAUCCAGCCACGAAUUUGCUCCGAUUAUUUGUGGUUUCUUCAUUUUUAUCCACUUGCCAUUUAGCUUGGUAAAUUGAUAGUUCAUCUUUUGAAAAUAUCCUUCAAAUAAAAUGUUCUCUAUACGAUUUUGGCUUGCGAAUAUUCUCAUCGGAUACGUAAAGUUUUGUGGAGCUUCAAAAAAAAACCUUUCGAAAAAUUCUACAUCAAUUGACUUGUUGUAAAUUUGUUUGCAAUAUGUAAAAUUGGAACGUUACAGAAAAAUGAUUUGUGAGUCGGGAAUAUAUGGCUGGUUUAUGAUGGAGCAACGGCAAUUAAGCGCUAGUGAUUUAAUCAACACUCUCGACAGAUUCUCGUGCAACGCGGUUUGUAAGCUGAACGUAUAAUAAAAAGAGGAAUCACUAGAGAGUUAUCAGUGUCGACGUAUCGCGUAUUUUGAUACAAAAUUAUGUCAGCGCUUGUGCAGGAAAAACUUGGCAUACCUUCGUUAUAUUUACGUCCUCACAUUUGUUAUUUUUUUUUUUUCAAAUUGUAUUAGGAUUGGAAGGAGUUAUUUUCACAACUGUCAAUCGACGUUGAGGAACUCAUGAAUUCUGCAUAUCGAUGCAUACCGAAAAAAGUGGAAAAAUCGAUGUUCUAACAAUAAUUCAAUCGACGAUUUUUUCACCUGAGAUUCACCGAUAAUAAUAGUGGGAGUUUUUUCUCAAGAGGCAUCGUCAAAUUUGCCUGGAAUUUGCGAUCCGCGUGAGAAAAGUUAAUCCGACUGGGCAAGCUCAUUUUAUCAUCACCACACGCUUAUCGUAAACUGCUACAAAAAGUUAGGGUAAACAUUUAAAAGUGCGGCUUUUUCAAAAGUCGGUGCAAGAAUUUUUUCUUCUUCUCGAAGUUUCCUAUCCCAAUGUGAACUCCAAAAUAUUCAAAUAUACCUUAUUUCAUCACUUUUUUCCAACAACUUAAAAACCCCAUAAUUCAUGGUUUUUAUGGAAAAUGUCAGCCUCCCCCGACGAAAUUUUAUUAGUUGUGACUGAUCGAGCAGUUCGUGUCAAAAAAAAAAAUUCUUGCAUCGAUUUUCGGAAAAGCCGCACUUCUGAAUAUUUACCAAAGUUAGUUUUAAGGUGAGAGAACUUAUAGAAACGCGACUUGAACACGCCUCAAUGUCUGUCCAAGAUAACACGAAGGUUGUGAGUCCAUUACAGCGCAAGAUGAAUUGAAAUUUUAUAAAAGCGUUAACACCCGUUGUCUGUGCUGCUCCCAAUAGCGUAUUCUUCAUGAAUGUUUAGCUAUAAUGAAAAAUGAGAAAAAACACAAAAACAAAAUCUGCGAAUUUUGUUCCGUUGCGAGCAACCAUUGAUUGUUUUCCUGUCAAAAUAAAACUGUUAGCCAAGCGCUGUAAUAAUUAACGAAUAAAUAAAAAAUACACCUGCAAAAAUAGAAAAA
Molecule: messenger RNA, 5605 nt
Organism: Venturia canescens
Lineage: Eukaryota; Metazoa; Arthropoda; Insecta; Hymenoptera; Ichneumonidae
Gene: mib1
Product: mind bomb 1
Exons: 14
Coding region: 139-3183 (1014 amino acids)
Biological process (GO): Notch signaling pathway; protein ubiquitination; endocytosis
Cellular component (GO): cytoplasm
Molecular function (GO): protein binding; zinc ion binding; ubiquitin-protein transferase activity
Source: RefSeq, a predicted model, not a curated record